Molecule: messenger RNA, 1485 nt
Organism: Dichotomopilus funicola
Lineage: Eukaryota; Fungi; Ascomycota; Sordariomycetes; Sordariales; Chaetomiaceae
Exons: 3
Coding region: 1-1485 (494 amino acids)
Biological process (GO): regulation of DNA-templated transcription
Molecular function (GO): zinc ion binding; DNA-binding transcription factor activity, RNA polymerase II-specific
Source: RefSeq, a predicted model, not a curated record
AUGAACUGCUUCCGGACUGUCGACCGCCCACGAAAUUCCAUCCGAGCAAGAUUCACCAACGAGGAACGAGAGAGAGUCCUGGGAGUGAGACGGCAGGGUGCCUGUUUGAGGUGUCGGAUGCUCAAGAUCCAGUGCUCGCUCGACAACCCUUGUCAGCCGUGUCUUCAGUCAGCCGUGAGAGGGUCCGAGAGAAAGGUAUUAUCCUUCUGCUACUGCGUGCGGACCCGGUUCGCCGACGUCAACAUCUUUGAUACGGCCUCCUUGCCCACUGGCGACUUCCCCACCGCCAUGCAGGCCGAAACGCUCAUGCUCGCCAUGAGCCGCCUGCUCACCAGGAUCGCCACACCCGCUCAUUUCUCCUUCACCUCGAACCCGGCGGCGUUCAACAGUACCAUGGUCUCAUGGCUCACUGACCCAGACUUCCACCUCCCCAAUGGGAGCAUUGUGGGCCUGUGCUGCUCUAGCCUGCUCGGUUUGCAGUUCCAGGAAGAUCCGGCCGCAGGCACGGACGGCUUGAUGGCUGAUUUCCGCCACUUUCUGCUCGCUACAUCACUAGCCCACGCUGGCUGGCGCGACAACAGCAGCCCCGAGCCAAUCAGGUCCCGAGAGCUUUGCGCGGCAGGUCAUAUAUCUGGUUACCGCUUACUCAAACGACUAGAUCGGAUCCUCACCCCACAGUUCCUAUCUCGGUGCGGCCGUGAGUCGUGCCAGGUGCUGUUCCUCCUCGUCCUCGGGGCCGUUCUCGGCGUGGGAUACUCGUCCUCUCGGCUGGAAACCACCUCGCCCGAGUUCCCAUCCGCAGAGUUGCUGAGCCCCGAGUUCCAGCGCAGCCCCACGCUGUGGCUAGCGAUGAAGGAGCAUUUGUGCCAGAUGCUCGCCCAUCAUUUGAUUUUUAUUGGGUCCAUGUUGGGGAUCAAGCUCGAAACAGGGGUGGAGCAGAUGAUUAUCGACACGGCGGCGAACCGGUGGAACAAGGCCGAAGCCUUUGUCUGGGCGGAUAUGGUGGGCUACAAGCCUGACGAGGAAAACUCGCAGCAAGAACCCUUGCCGACGGUUUCGAACGACCAAGAGAAUCAAAGUAUGGAGGAUGAAUCGAUGCCUAUUGAUCAAAACUCCAAGUCAUCCAUCUCAUCCCCGGUCCGGUCACCACAACUUCCAGAGCCACCGAAACUGGUCCCCAUUCCCGUGUCAGAUGCACCGCAAUUCCAACAACGGCCGGUUGAGGCGUGGGCUGAAAACCCGCAGUCCUACCUUUCCAUGUUCGAUGAACCGAGCAACUACGUCCCGCAUUCCAGCGGAGGUGCGCAGGCUACGCCGAGGGGUAUGCCCUCGCCGACCCCCGAAGCGUCGCAACCGCCAGAGAGAAAACGCCGGUCGAUGUGGAUUGUGCGGCCAUAUGAUGCCGGCCCCGAACGUGGGUUAGUCAAUGUCCGCGCGCGGCUAUACGCGGAUCGGAAUAUGGAGAGUCUGCGGGCCUUUGUAUGA